Molecule: messenger RNA, 838 nt
Organism: Trachymyrmex cornetzi
Lineage: Eukaryota; Metazoa; Arthropoda; Insecta; Hymenoptera; Formicidae
Gene: MED31
Product: mediator complex subunit 31
Exons: 4
Coding region: 249-719 (156 amino acids)
Biological process (GO): regulation of DNA-templated transcription
Cellular component (GO): mediator complex
Molecular function (GO): transcription coregulator activity
Source: RefSeq, a predicted model, not a curated record
GCUAUGUCUGUGUAACAUAUUUCCUAACCUCAAGAGUCAUUAACGCAGAACGCUUAAUAUCUUGAUUCGCGGGAUCAGCCGCUACGUUUGUCCGAUUCUUUCGUUUUGAAUGAAAACGCGUUGAAUGAGCCUAAUUUCAUCAAAAUUGGAGGUCAGUGUAAAUAAGGACGUAUCGAAUAUUUAAUCCGCACCAAUUUGAUACGCGUACUAACAAAAGGGGUCAAAUAUUCAACAGAAGUUGAUGUACUAUGAACCGACUGGAUGAUCCGCCAGGGCUCAUGAAAGGCAGAAAACCAUCUUUCAUUGGAAUGAACGGGGCUCCGGAGACGGAUGAUCAGCAGCGAGUACGAUUUCAGGUUGAAUUAGAGUUUGUACAAUGUCUUGCCAAUCCAAAUUACUUAAAUUUUUUGGCACAACGUGGGUAUUUCAAAGACGCAACAUUUAUUAAUUACCUUAAAUAUCUAUUGUACUGGAAAGAACCGGAAUAUGCAAAGUAUUUAAAGUAUCCUAUGUGCUUGUAUUUCCUGGAUUUAUUACAGUAUGAGCACUUUAGAAGAGAAGUUGUGAAUUCUCAAUGUACAAAAUUUAUUGAUGAUCAGCAGAUUCUGUUAUGGCAGCAUUACACUAGACGUCGAACAAGACUUCUACAAACAGCUGCUGAACAAACGCAACAUACUAAUUCUCAAAACAAUGGUAUCGUUCAACCUAAAGUUCCCUGAAGUUGUAAUUUUAUAUUUAUCCCAUAUAUUUAUUCUCUACAUUUAAUGUUUUUUCCAAUAUAAAUAGUGCUUCUAUAGGGAUUAAUUAAUAGGUUGUUGCUUGACUGUGAUAAAUAAUU